This is a messenger RNA of Plasmodium cynomolgi strain B, 1500 nucleotides long. RefSeq names its product serine/threonine-protein kinase 2. Bases 1 to 1500 code for a protein of 499 amino acids. Lineage: Eukaryota; Apicomplexa; Aconoidasida; Haemosporida; Plasmodiidae. The transcript is spliced from 2 exons. Gene Ontology annotation, molecular function: protein serine/threonine kinase activity; ATP binding. The record is from RefSeq and is a predicted model, not a curated record. Gene Ontology annotation, cellular component: nucleus. Gene Ontology annotation, biological process: mitotic DNA damage checkpoint signaling; protein phosphorylation.
AUGGAAAAGAGAUAUCAUCAGCUAUUUAAAGGAAAACGGAUAGACUUCCCUCUGGCGACUGGUGCAGCUUCUCACGUAUCCCUAACGUAUGAUGAAAAGAAGAACCCGUAUUUGCUAUGCUGGACGUAUAUGUAUCAGGAGAACCCAGAAUUUACAGUGCCUUUGAAAGGGUGCAGGAUAAUCAAUAACAUAACGGAGAUAGGACCAUGUAUUCAUAUAAUCACAGCAAAUGAGGAAUACCAAUUUCAGUGCCGAAGUAAGGAGGAGUUUAGUGAAAUGAGUCAAUUCUUUAACAUGCUUGGCUUCCCCAUCUUGGGUUUUAAAAAUGUAUAUGUCUUGAAUAAAAAAAUAGGAAAGGGAAGCUUUUCCACAGCAUAUAUCGGUACCAACAUCCUGUAUGGAAAUAGAGUAGUGGUGAAAGAAGUGGAUAAAUCGAAAGUGAAAGAAUCAAAUGUGUACACCGAAAUUGAGGUGCUCCGAAAGGUCAUGCAUAAAUAUAUAAUAAAGUUAAUAUCUGCAUACGAACAAGAAGGGUUCGUUUACCUAGUGUUGGAAUAUUUAAAAGGAGGGGAACUCUUUGAAUAUCUUAAUAACAAUGGCCCAUACACAGAACAGGUGGCCAGAAAAGCUAUUAAACGAAUUUUAAUAGCCUUGGAGGCCUUACACUCCAACGGAGUAGUACAUAGGGACUUAAAAAUGGAAAACUUAAUGCUGGAAAAUGUGAAUGAUCCUAGUUCAUUAAAAAUAAUCGAUUUUGGAUUAGCCUCCUUUUUGAAUAGCCCCUCUAUGAAUAUGAGGUGUGGUUCUCCCGGAUACGUUGCACCUGAAAUUUUAAAGUACGCCUCGUAUGGCACAAAAGUGGACAUUUUCAGCUUAGGGGUUAUUCUUUUCAAUAUACUAGGCAAUAACGUAAAGGAAAUUUUUAAAAAAAACAUGAGGUGUCACAUCAGCUUUAACACAAAGCAUUGGUUAACCAAGUCUGAAAAUGUCAAAGAAAUAAUUCUCUGGAUGUGCAGUAAGAAUCCGGACGAUAGAUGUACAGCCAUCCAAGCGUUAGGACAUCCUUGGUUUCUCCCUAAAAUUACGGACAUGCAUAUGAAUGCGAAUAUAAACGAACUGAAGAAUAAAGAGAAUCUUAUCCAAAAAUUGACGGAACAAGAAAUGCGCAAGAAAUGUAAACACUACAACAUUGUUGAAAAUGGCGAGGAGAAGAACAGAGCCGAGCCCGAGGCUAGAAAAAACAGCAAACAUAAUUUCAAUGAUUAUAAAAACUAUUUCGAUACUAUGCUCAAAAUUGAUGAUAAAUAUUCUGAAAACUUGAUCAAGGACAAGAGCAGCAUUGACUCGAUUACACUAAAUAGGAAGGACUACGACGCGUAUAUGACCAACUCGAAUGAGUAUGAAACGGUGGUUCUGCACGGGGGGUGCCCCGCGCGCAACCGCUCCUCCUCCAUGAUAUCGUACAACCAGUUUAAGAAGAAGAGCAACGAGUUGAUUUGA